GAAGCCGCCGUUACUACACAUGGUGACGAUGUCAUUUACGAGCACUCACCCCCAGAACGCCGCCAAAUUGGCAUUAUUAGCGCGUCGUUCUUGAUUUUUAACCGCAUGAUUGGCACAGGCAUUUUCGCUACGCCGAGUUCCAUCUUCGAGCUAUGUGGAAGCGUCGGCCUUUCUCUCUUCAUCUGGGUAGCCGGCAUGCUGAUCGCCAUGGCCGGCACGGCUGUCUACCUUGAGUUCGGCACUGCGAUCCCCAAGAACGGCGGCGAGAAAAACUACCUCGAAUACGUCUACCGGAAGCCUCGGUUUUUGGUCACGGCUAUGUUCGCGUCCUACGUGGUGCUGCUUGGAUGGGCGGCCAGCAACAGCGUCAUUUUCGGCGAGUACAUCCUCGAAGCCGCUCAGGUCGAUGUGAACCGGUGGAAUCAACGUGGCAUCGGGCUGGCGUGUAUAACGACCGCAUUCCUCAUCCAUGCCUUUGCAUUGAAGUGGGGACUGCGGCUGCAAAAUUUCCUCGGCGUUGUCAAGCUGGCGAUCAUACUUCUGAUUGUUGUCACGGGAUGGGUGGCGCUUGCGGGCCACAUGAGGAUCGACAAUCCACAUAACUUUGACAGUGCCUUUGAAGGCACCAAAGGGAAUGCAUAUGGGAUCGUGACAUCACUGUACGAUGUGAUCUGGAGCUACAUUGGAUAUUCAAAUGCCAACUAUGCUCUGAGCGAAACACACAAUCCCGAAAGGACUCUCAAAAUCGCGGCCACCAUAGCUAUAAUCUCGGUAUCCAUCCUAUACAUGCUGGUCAAUAUCGCGUACUUCGCGGCUGUACCAAAAGAGGAGAUCAUUUCUUCGGGCCGUAUUCUCGCCGCGUCUUUCUUCGUCAACAUGUUUGGAGCAAGGGCCGGAAGAGCAUUGUCUGUUUUCGUGGCAUUGUCGGCCUUUGGCAAUGUCUUGUCUGUCAUUUUCUCGCAAGGAAGACUCGUACAGGAGCUGGGGCGUGAGGGGAUCCUUCCCUUCUCUCGGCUUUGGGCAAGCAACAAGCCAUUCAAUGCCCCUGCCGCAGGGUUAUUCGAGCACUGGGUGGUGUCGAUUAUCAUCAUGCUUGCUCCUCCGCCUGGAGAUGCCUAUAAUUUCCUCGUCAACCUAAUCACGUACCCGCUCUCCAUCGUCAACACGUUCGUCUCCGCCGGUCUGAUCUGGAUCUACUUCAACAAGAAGAAGCUGGACUGGAAUCCUCCCAUCAAAGCAGGCCUGCCGGUCACCGUCUUCUUCAUGCUCUCGAACGUCUAUCUCAUAGUGGCGCCAUACGUACCCCCAAGCGACGGCGAAAGUGUCUACAAUGAUCUACCUUACUAUCUGCACUGUGUUGUGGCCCUCGGUAUCUUCGCCGUCGGAGCCAUAUAUUGGAUAUUCUGGGCUAAGAUACUUCCAAAGAUUGGGCAUUACCGUCUGGAGCAGGAAACUAUAAUCGCUGAUGAUGGAUGGUCGCGGACGGUCUUCGUUCACAAGCCUCUUGGGGAGACUACUCGUGCUACUACUACUGAUACUACGGAAGAUGAAGGGAAAUAA
Laetiporus sulphureus 93-53 is the source of this 1560-nucleotide messenger RNA. RefSeq names its product amino acid transporter. Gene Ontology annotation, cellular component: membrane. The record is from RefSeq and is a predicted model, not a curated record. Gene Ontology annotation, biological process: amino acid transmembrane transport. NCBI's taxonomy places the organism in Eukaryota, Fungi, Basidiomycota, Agaricomycetes, Polyporales, Laetiporaceae. Bases 106 to 1560 code for a protein of 484 amino acids. The transcript has 5 exons. Gene Ontology annotation, molecular function: L-amino acid transmembrane transporter activity.